Molecule: messenger RNA, 894 nt
Organism: Hansenula ciferrii
Lineage: Eukaryota; Fungi; Ascomycota; Saccharomycetes; Phaffomycetales; Wickerhamomycetaceae
Gene: LHP1
Product: tRNA maturation protein LHP1
Exons: 1
Coding region: 1-894 (297 amino acids)
Biological process (GO): RNA processing
Cellular component (GO): nucleus
Molecular function (GO): mRNA binding
Source: RefSeq, a predicted model, not a curated record
AUGGCUGAUGAAAAAGAAGUGAAACCUGUUGAACAAGUUGAAGAAAAAACUGAACAAGUUCCAACUAACCCAGAAAGUACCGAAGCUCCAGCUACUGAAGCUCCAGCUGCUGAAGAAAAAUCUGAAGAAACUAAAGUAGAAGAACCAAAAGAAGAAACUAAAGAAGAAACUAAAGAAGAAACCAAAGAAGAACCAAAAGAAGAAACUAAAGAAGAAACUAAAGAAGAAUCAAAAGCAGAAGAAGCUACUGAUUUUGAACCAACCGAAGUUAUUAAACAAGUUGAAUUUUACUUCAGUGAUUCUAACUUACCAAAAGAUAAAUUUUUAUGGAGAACAGUCCAAUCAAACACAGAAGGAUGGGUCUCAAUUGAUAAAAUUGCUUCAUUCAAUAGAAUGAAAAAAUUUAGACCAGUUUCAAAAGUUGUUGAAGCUUUAAGAACUUCCGAAUUUUUAGAUGUUUCAGAGAAUGGUGAAUUAGUUAAACGUAAAAACCCAAUUUUACCACCAAGUGAUUCAGAUAAACAAUUAAGAUUCCAAAGAAGUAUUUACGCUAAAGGUUUCGGUGAAGAAACUCCAUCAAUUCAAGAAGAUUUAGAAAAAUUCUUCAAUCAAUAUGGUAAAGUUAAUGAAGUUAGAUUAAGAAGAGAUGAUAAUAAAAAAUUCAAAGAAUCCGUUUUUGUGGAAUUUGCUGAUUUAGAAGAUGCUAAAAAAUUUGUUGAAUUAUCAGAAAAACCAAAAUAUAAUGAUAAUGAAUUAUUAAUCAUGAGUAAACCUGCUUAUGUUGAAAUGAAGGCCAAUAAUGAAAAUUUUGGUGGUAAAAACAAUCAAAAAAAGAGAAAAUUCAAUGGUUUCAAAAACAAAAGAGGUGGUAACUUCAAACGUUCAAGAAAAUAG